Molecule: messenger RNA, 945 nt
Organism: Zymoseptoria tritici IPO323
Lineage: Eukaryota; Fungi; Ascomycota; Dothideomycetes; Mycosphaerellales; Mycosphaerellaceae
Exons: 1
Coding region: 1-945 (314 amino acids)
Molecular function (GO): oxidoreductase activity
Source: RefSeq, a predicted model, not a curated record
AUGGCACCUGGACAACCGCAGAACCGCUUUCGCGUCGACGGCCUCGUUGCAGUCAUCACCGGGGGUGGGACGGGACUGGGUCGAUAUGCAGCUCUUGCUCUGGACGCUCAAGGCGCUGCAGCGGUCUACAUCAUCGGACGGCGACGGGAUGCGUUGGACGAAUGCGCCCGUCUGGGCAUCAACGGAAGCAUCCGACCCCUAGUCGGCGACAUCACCAACAGCGACAGCCUCAAGGCCAUCACAGAGCAGAUCCUAACCGAACGAGGCUUUGUGAACUUCGUCCUGGCGAAUGCGGGCAUCGCCGGUCCCGUACAUCGUCGUGGAGAUGGCACCGUGGCCGACUUUGCAGCAACGUGCAUCGCUUCGUCGGCCGAAGACUUCACGUCCACGUUCGACGUCCAAACCACCGCCGUCUUUUUCACGGCCGCCGUCUUCCUGCCGCUCUUGCACGCCGGCAACCAGAGACAGAAUGUGCCGCAGGACGCCCAAAUCCUGAUCACGUCGUCGAAAGAAUCCUAUUCUCGCCAGCUGGGCCACAGCUUCGCCUAUUCCACCUCCAAAGCGGCCGUCAACCAUUUGGCCAAGAUGCUGGCACGAACGUUUGCACAGCAACACUUCCGCAUUCGCGUCAAUGUCGUCGCCCCGGGCUUCUUUCCUUCGGAAAUGACGCAGCCGCUCACAAAUUCCUUGCCCGCGUAUGAGGACCGCCACGGUGCCUUCUCUGGCGCCUUCCGUCUACCGGAGGACCGGAAUCCGAGCGAGCGCACGGGAAGUGAGGACGACUUUGCCGCGGCCAUUCUCUUCUUCGCCAGUCCCGCGGGCGCCUAUCUGAACGGCACCGAGCUGCUUCUGGUAUGUGGAAAUGACAUGUUGUACAGAAGAGGGAAGCUGCUAACAUAUGCUCUUCGCAGGAUGGUGGGCAGAACCUCAUCUCGGGUUGAAUAA